AUGCCCUCUGCCACGGCAUCAGAAGCAAGCGACAAAUCCCGUCAACACAAAAAGACCAUGUCCUCCAUCUCUAGCACCUCCUCUGCCGGCGCCCAGCCGCGUGGCAGCCAAUCACCACCUGCGGCCAUGAACCGUGAAACCACCCCAGAGUCGCUUGCCGACGCUGAUCAAAAGACCAAGAAGAGGAUCCAGAACAGAGUUGCCCAAAGAACGUACCGCAACCGUAUGAAGCAGCGGGUACAGGACCUCGAGCAGCAGCUUUGUGAGAUGCGUGCUAGACAACAGCAGCAGCAGUACUACCCCCAGGACAUGCCCGGAACUGUCACUCCUGACGGCUCAAUGGGCUUUGUCCCAAAUGCCGGAAACAUGCCUCCCACUCUUUGGCAACAAACGAUGACCCUUCCCAGAACCCCGGGCUCGAUGUCCCAUGACAUGUGGCCUGGCAUGGCUGUUGACGGCACCGCUCAAGCCAUGCCCGAGACAGUAUCCAUGGCUGCGAACCCCUACAUAGCCCGCAGCUUCCACCACCAACCUCCCUUCAACAACCCGGCUCUUUUAAAUCAACUCAACCCCUCAGCCGCCACCGGCCUCGAACAGGUUCCGAUGAUGUCUCCCAGCCUGGAGAUGCCCGGCGAGUCCUCUAUGCAAAGACUGUAUCGUAACGGAAGCACUGCAUCGACACCCAACCAAGAGUCUCUUCAAUUAGACGCUCAUUUUGGAUACAGAGGAACUGUCACAGGUCUCGGCCAUGCCUCUGAAAUCUCCGAAGAAGAUGGAAAUGAUACCAAACUCUUCACGAACCCUACUUCCUGGGAAAACAGCCCUGCUAUGAUGUCGCCAACCAGCUCAAGAACAGGAACGGUGGCUCCACAGAGCGCUAUUUCCGCUUCACCAUGGGGCUCUAUUGCAACCGCCGCAACCGAAGUUUCAGACGCCGGAUCGCCGCACCAAUUUUCGAGUAUCGAAGAGCGUUUCGAAUACGUCCUGGAGUGUGCUCGUCGCGUUGGGUUCGAUACGUUUGACUCGAUGGCUGCCCAGUACUACGGAAGCUGCUUCGACCCUUGCUCCUCUCUCGCAAUGGACCAGCGGCUGAGUCGCAACCGGCACCUGCCUGCCCUGUUGGCCGAGAUUCGACAAAAGUCCACGCAGUGGAGUGUGUGGGAGAGGCGUGCGUACCAAGAUGAGGCGCUCAAAACGGCAGAAGACAUCUGCGCCAUCGAGUGCCGAGAAUUCCGAUCCAACCAGGAUCUAUGCGAUGGCAAUGCCAUGAAUCUGGCCACCAUCCAACAAAAACUACCCAAUGUGUGGACGCUACUGUCUGGCUUAGCCUCCGCCACACCGCUGCAAAGACAGGGUGACCGCUCGAACCUGGUCUACAACAGCAUCAAGCAGCUCUGUGCACUGGGCGAUGCAUCUAGCCAUAUGGCUGUGGAUAGCCAGUAG
Molecule: messenger RNA, 1443 nt
Organism: Cordyceps fumosorosea ARSEF 2679
Lineage: Eukaryota; Fungi; Ascomycota; Sordariomycetes; Hypocreales; Cordycipitaceae
Exons: 4
Coding region: 1-1443 (480 amino acids)
Biological process (GO): regulation of DNA-templated transcription
Molecular function (GO): DNA-binding transcription factor activity
Source: RefSeq, a predicted model, not a curated record